Molecule: messenger RNA, 1338 nt
Organism: Rhinopithecus roxellana (golden snub-nosed monkey)
Lineage: Eukaryota; Metazoa; Chordata; Mammalia; Primates; Cercopithecidae
Product: POTE ankyrin domain family member A
Exons: 12
Coding region: 1-1338 (445 amino acids)
Molecular function (GO): protein binding
Source: RefSeq, a predicted model, not a curated record
AUGGGGACUGAGGUUUCCCAGAAGCCGACAACAGCUGCCUUGAAGGCCUCUGGCUUUGGGAGCAACGUGGGCAGGUGGUGCUGCCGCUGCUUCCCCUGCUGCGGGAGCUGCAGGCAGGACGGCGGGGGCUGCGGAGUAGAGCACUGUGACAGCGCCUUCCUGGAGCCUGGGUACCACGUCUGUCCGGAAGAUCUAGGCGAUCUCCACAGAGCUGCCUGGUGGGGCGCAGUCCCCAGAGUGGAGCUCAUCCUCAUGCUCAGGGACCCUGGCUUGGACAGGAGAGACAAGAAGAAGAGGACUGCUCUACAUUUGGCCUGUGCCAAUGGCCAUCCAGAAGUGGUAAAACUCCUGCUGCACAGAAAAUGUCAACUUCACAUCUUGGACGGGGAAAAGAGGACAGCUCUCAUAAAGGCUGUCCAAUGUCAGGAAGAGGAAUGUGCAACUAUUUUACUAGAACAUGGCACUGAUCCAAAUAUCCCAGAUGUCUAUGGCAACACUACUCUACAUUAUGCCAUCUAUAAUGAGGAUAAAUCAAUGACAAAAAAACUACUUUCUUAUGGUGCAAAUAUUGAAUCAGAAAACAAGGGUGGACUUACACCAUUUUUACUUGCCGUACAUGAACAAAAACAGCAAAUGGUGGAAUUUUUAGUAAAGAAGAAAGCAAAUUUAAAUGCUGUGGACAACUUUAAAAGAACAGCCCUCAUACUUGCUGUACGUUGUGGAUCAGAAAUUAUGGUCAGCAUUCUUCUUCAGCUAAAUAUUGAUGUAUUUUCUCAAGAUAUAUAUGGACGAACAGCAGGAGACUAUGCUGUUUCUAGGCAUUAUAUUAAAAUUUGCCAACAACUUUCUGACUACAAAGAAAAAAAUAUACCAAGAAACACUUCUCAAAAUAGCAAUCUAGAAGGAACAUCUUACGAGAUUGUGUGUUUGGCAGAAGGAACAUCUAAUGAAGUUGUGGCAGAAGGAGCAGCAAGCGCAAAAGUGGAUGGGCGUUCUGAAGACUCUGCUAUCAGGUUUUCUGGCAAACAAACUAUUGAUUAUUUAUUGCCUACAUCAGAUUAUGAAGACAUUGAUUCUGAUAUCAAGGAUGGAGCAAUUAAGCCAGCAAAUGGACAAAGACAAAAUGAUACUGGUGUUAUUGCAAGUGCCCCACAAGAAUACACAAAUAAUGACAGUUUAAUUUUGGUUCACAAAAACAACAGAAGUGAUACAACACCCACAUCAGGAUCCAGACAAGACAGAAAUAUGGAAUCACUUUUGGAUUCUGAGGAUGGAGCAGCUAAUCCAGCAAAUGGAAAAAGACAAAAUGGUACUGAUAUUAUUGAACGCACCCCAUGA